Cololabis saira (Pacific saury) is the source of this 2582-nucleotide messenger RNA. RefSeq names its product phosphoribosyl pyrophosphate synthetase-associated protein 2 (gene prpsap2). Gene Ontology annotation, molecular function: ribose phosphate diphosphokinase activity; magnesium ion binding. The record is from RefSeq and is a predicted model, not a curated record. The transcript has 11 exons. Gene Ontology annotation, biological process: purine nucleotide biosynthetic process; 5-phosphoribose 1-diphosphate biosynthetic process. Lineage: Eukaryota; Metazoa; Chordata; Actinopteri; Beloniformes; Belonidae. Gene Ontology annotation, cellular component: ribose phosphate diphosphokinase complex; cytoplasm. The coding region runs from base 184 to 1260 and encodes 358 amino acids.
CGUCACGGUGUCAGACAGUCGAAGGGAGCAGGUUGCAAGAGUCGGAGCUUUACAUAGUCAAAUACAGUUGGUUGCAGCUUGUAACCGGACCUAACGCACAAGCUGGAAGGUCUCAGCGCAGAGUGGGUGCCCAGGGAUCCACUGCCCGGCUGUGGCGAGAGCAGCGGCCGAGACCCCCGAGACAUGAACAAGGGAGACAAGGGUGGCCUGGUGAUCUUCACCGCCAACUCGCACGCCUCAAGCCGCGAGUUGGGCAAGAAAAUUGCAGAGCGGUUAGGUGUGGUGCUCGGCAAGGUGCAGGUGUACCAGGAAGCUAACAGAGAAACGCGGGUACAGAUCCAGGAGUCGGUGCGAGGCAAAGAUGUUUUCAUCAUCCAGACAGUGUCCAAGGACGUGAACACCACCAUCAUGGAGAUGCUGAUCAUGGUGUACGCGUGCCGGACGUCGUGUGCUCGCAGCAUCACCGGCGUCCUCCCCUACUUCCCCUACAGCAAGCAGUGUAAGAUGAGGAAGAGGGGAUCCAUUGUUUCUAAGCUUAUCGCCUCCAUGAUGUGUAAAGCUGGCCUCACCCACCUCAUCACCAUGGACCUGCACCAGAAGGAGAUUCAAGGCUUCUUCAACAUCCCCGUGGACAACUUGAGAGCUUCUCCGUUCCUGCUCCAGUACAUCCAGGAAGAGAUCCCCGACUACAGAAACGCUGUAAUUGUUGCCAAAUCCCCAGCUUCAGCCAAAAGGGCUCAGUCGUUUGCAGAGCGUCUGCGUCUGGGCAUCGCUGUGAUCCACGGUGAAGCUCAGGAUGCCGAGUCGGACCAGGUAGACGGACGACAUUCCCCUCCUACGGUUAAGACCACCGGAGCCAUUCACCCCAGCAUGGACAUCCCAUUGCUGAUCCCCAAAGAGAAGCCUCCCAUCACCGUGGUAGGAGACGUAGGAGGACGCAUCGCCAUCAUCGUGGAUGACAUUAUCGACGACGUGGACAGCUUCGUGGCCGCAGCAGAGACACUCAAGGAAAGAGGAGCCUACAAGAUCUUUGUCAUGGCAACGCACGGCCUCCUCUCCUCUGACGCUCCCAGGUUUAUAGAGGAGUCUGCUAUCGACGAGGUGGUGGUGACCAACACGAUUCCUCACGAGCACCAGAAGCUCCAGUGCCCAAAGAUCAAGACGGUGGACAUCAGCAUGAUUCUGUCGGAGGCGAUCCGGCGCAUCCACAACGGAGAAUCCAUGUCCUACCUGUUCAGAAACAUAGGACUGGACGACUGACCGGUCGUCCCGUCCGCCCUCGCAUGUUUGUGUCUGUCAGGACUCUCCCUCCUCCCAACCCACGCCUCAACCGUUACUAACUAGUCCGGAUCUGUGCUGGAAGGUUUAUCCCAUAGCCCGGUGUAGCCGCUCACAGAUGGAAACAUUCACACCACUAACUGUCUUUCUGUAUUUAUGGGGACUUAAAGUGUCUUCUUACCCUUUAACCUUAGUCGUCACAUUUCUAAAACCUCUCUACUGAAACAUGUUUACUAACCCAUAAAGGCAGUAAAACAACCCCCCCCCCCUCAAAAGAUGAAUAGCAUUUGCCUUCUCACACUUCUCCAUUGGCAGGAAGUAAAACACCAAAAAGGGAAAAGCUGCACAGACGGACACGUGAAUCUGAACUUUCUCCAGCGAGUGUCGCUUAACAGACGUCGGUUACGAAUGCUCGUUUGUUCGUACUUUCUCUGAACUCUGUCCCUUUGUCCUUUGCUCCUGUUGUCAAAUGGCUCAUUCUCUACUUUAACUCUUUUUUUUGUUGCUCUCCAUAAAAACAUGUUUAGAUGUUAAAUCUUUCUGUGGUAUCUCACAUUUGUCUGAAUGUCUCUAACUACUAAGAUUGUCCUGCAAUAGUCUGUGCCUUCUUGCAGGACUUGCACAGCUCAGGCCUUCGUGGUCGGACGCCAUUGUCGAUGAGCAGAUUUCAAUCUUUAAAUCCAUAUCUAUGUUUGUCACUCGUGUCGUCUCUCAUGCAGACAGCACGUAUAGUUAGACCGGUACUAACUAGCCACAUGUCUGUGUACUCGCCAUUACAAUAACGAUUGUUUAGGUGGAACUGGGAUGAAGUGAAAACAUCUGUCUUGUGAAUCGGUGUGCCUGUGUUUUCAUUAGUCAUUAGAGCUUUACGUGCCAUCAUUCCAGCGCUUCCUCCUGUAAAAUAUUAGACUGCCAGAAGACAAACAGCCUGUGAUGUGAGCUGAAGCGGCCGGGCCGGUGGCCCCCGGUCCCGGUUUCCCUGCUCCAACGUCACGCACAACUGUUUUCUUCCACAUUAUUCAGCUCUAGAUUCGACCCAUAAGUCACUUCAGACGGGUCGUAGGAGAAGGGUUGUUCCUGAACCUUUAAAGAGAUAAAAACUAAUCUUUUAUCCUCAGAUCAGUGGGAAUGACAACCAUUUAGUUUGCCAAAACAAGUUGCAGAAAAGCUCCAAAAAUAGUCAAAUGAAAGUUGUUCUGACGAUCAAAACUUGAGUAAAACAGGUUUUUGUUACUUUGCCAGAUGUUGCAAAAACAUUUUGUAUUCAUUUUCAGGAUUUAUUGUGAAUAAAGAUGACCUAUUUA